AACUUUUUGAUGACUUUGCAAACCAGUCAACAAUUCAGCACAAAGGCAUCCAGAGUCACGCUGGCAUGUUGUGACAGAAUCGCACAAUUACAUGGGAUCCAUCCCAUUCUGAAAAUGCCUCGAACAGCGAACAGAACAGGUUUACUUUUUAUAAGUUACCUAAAAGACAAAACAAGGAAAGUGGAGAGACUGGAUUAGAGUACCUGUACCUAGACUCUACAACUAGAAGCUGGAGGAAGAGUGAGCAACUAAUGAAUGACACCAAGAGUGUUUUGGGAAGGACAUUACAACAGCUAUAUGAAGCAUAUGACUCUAAGAGUAACAACACAGCCUAUCUAAUAUACAAUGAUGGAGUCCCUAAACCUGUGAAUUACAGCCGAAAGUAUGGACACACCAAAGGUUUACUGCUGUGGAACAGAGUUCAAGGGUUCUGGCUGAUUCAUUCCAUCCCUCAGUUUCCUCCAAUUCCGGAAGAAGGCUAUGAUUAUCCACCCACAGGGAGACGAAAUGGACAAAGUGGCAUCUGCAUAACUUUCAAGUACAACCAGUAUGAGGCAAUAGAUUCUCAGCUCUUGGUCUGCAACCCCAACGUCUAUAGCUGUUCCAUCCCAGCCACCUUUCACCAGGAGCUCAUUCACAUGCCCCAGCUGUGCACCAGGGCCAGCUCAUCAGAGAUUCCUGGCAGGCUCCUCACCACACUUCAGUCAGCCCAGGGACAAAAAUUCCUCCAUUUUGCAAAGUCGGAUUCUUUUCUUGACGACAUCUUUGCAGCCUGGAUGGCUCAACGGCUGAAGACACACUUGUUAACAGAAACCUGGCAGCGAAAAAGACAAGAGCUUCCUUCAAACUGCUCCCUUCCUUACCAUGUCUACAAUAUAAAAGCAAUUAAAUUAUCACGACACUCUUAUUUCAGUUCUUAUCAGGAUCAUGCCAAGUGGUGUAUUUCCCAAAAGGGCACCAAAAAUCGCUGGACAUGUAUUGGAGACCUAAAUCGGAGUCCACACCAAGCCUUCAGAAGUGGAGGAUUCAUUUGUACCCAGAAUUGGCAAAUUUACCAAGCAUUUCAAGGAUUAGUAUUAUAUUAUGAAAGCUGUAAGUAAACUUGGUGAAAGGACACAGGUACUAUCAUUGAAAACCUUGACAAUGGGUCUUCUUCCAUUACACCUUCUUUAUAUUUUAAAGGCCUGUGAAUAUACUUAUAACCUGCAUAUCACAAAAUAAAACAUUUUUCUCUCAUGUUUACCAUUUAA
Pan troglodytes (chimpanzee) is the source of this 1250-nucleotide messenger RNA. It is a transcript of the gene DNASE2B, whose product is annotated as deoxyribonuclease 2 beta. Gene Ontology annotation, molecular function: deoxyribonuclease II activity. The record is from RefSeq and is a predicted model, not a curated record. Gene Ontology annotation, biological process: apoptotic DNA fragmentation. Lineage: Eukaryota; Metazoa; Chordata; Mammalia; Primates; Hominidae. Bases 252 to 1100 code for a protein of 282 amino acids. The transcript is spliced from 6 exons.